This is a messenger RNA of Closterium sp. NIES-65, 1611 nucleotides long. The record is from the annotation of a GenBank genome assembly. NCBI's taxonomy places the organism in Eukaryota, Viridiplantae, Streptophyta, Zygnematophyceae, Desmidiales, Closteriaceae.
AUGAUUCCAGACAAGACUGCGCUGCUGAAUAUCGCAGGCAACUACUUCUACGGCCAGCCCAUACUCUUCGCUGACGGCUGCCAGUUUUGCCCCUCCGAAAUCAACCAAACCCGCAUUUUGGACCUGCAAGGCCUCACGUCGUAUGGCAAGGGCCGUUGUUCAGUUGACUGGGGGACCACAGCGCUUGCGUUUGAACGCUCAGCCGCCAACAAGCGAGGCCAAGCGAGCCUGCGCGGCAACUGCUUCAGUGUGGGCGAGCAGCAGAGCUGCACGGCGAAUGAGACGCAGCGCAGCGCUGCGGAGUGCCGGGGCUUCUGCAGCCUGUCGGAGGAGCUGGGGCCGUGCGACGGGCACGGCGCAUGUGUGCCGGUGGUGCAGACGGCAGGGCCGGGGGAGGGGUUCGUGUGUGAGUGCGAGGAGGGGUACGUGGCGGUCAAUGGCAGCUCUGGUCCCACGUGUGCUCGCCCGCCCCCGCCCCCCUCCUCAUCGCUCUCUACCGGCGCACUGGUGGGCAUUGCUGUGGGCUCAGCUGCGGCUCUUUCCCUCCUCCUCGCUCUCAUUGUCGUCGUGAUCUGGCCCAAACAGCGCAGGAGGUGGGCAGGGCUGGACGUAUGUCGCGAAUUCAGCAUGGGGGACAUCCUCCGAGCCACGGACAACUGGGCGAGCGCCAACGUGGUGGGGAAGGGGGGCUUCGCCACGGUCUACAAGGGCGUGGCACCCACUGGCGAGCUCUGGGCUGUAAAGCGCAUCAGCCUCAUGUCCAACGACUUUGAGAACGAGGUGCGGGCGAUGGCAUCGCUGCGGCAUGAGAACGUGGUGCGGCUGCUGGGCUUCUGCCUGCACCAGAGUGCGGAGAGCGGGCGGCAGGAGCAGGUGUUGGUGUACGAGUACGUGCCCCAUGGGGACCUCAAGCACCACAUCCACCACUCCAACUCCCCACUGACCUUGCAGCAGAGGUUGAAGCUGGCAGCGGGGGCAGCGGAGGGAGUGGCCUACCUGCACAGCUUCACGACGCCCAUCAUCCACCGCGACCUCAAGCCGGGAAACAUCCUGGUGGGGGAGCACAACCUCGCCAAGAUCGCCGACUUUGGGCUGCUCAAACUGCUCUGCCAUGCUGACGGGGGCGAUGAGCGCACGCGCGUGGCAGGCACUCCGGGCUACCUGGAUCCGGAUUACAACCGCACGCACGUGGUGUCGGAGAAAAGUGACGUCUACAGCUUCGGGGUGGUGCUGCUGGAGCUGCUGACGGGGCGCAGGGCAGCAGUGGAGGGCACCGACAGCCACAUCAGCGAGUGGGCGGCACAGAAGGUGCAGCAGUACGAGCUGGGAGAGCUCAAGGACCCCACACUGGAAGCUUCAGAGGACGCCAUCGUCGAUUUUGCAGACGUGGCGCUGGACUGCCUCAAGAUGCCCGCCUCCCGCCGCCCCUCCAUGCAGGAUGUCGCCCACCGCCUGCACGGCCUGCUGGCCCAGUACUGCGCUGAUGACGGGCCCGAUGAUUCCCAAGCCAGCCCGCGCGUGGAGACAGAGAGGGCGUUCGUUGGUGGUGGGGAGAACAGCACCACAGGGUUGUUUGACAGCAGCUUGUGGUCCGAAGGGCCGAUCGAAUGA